Myotis brandtii (Brandt's bat) is the source of this 1647-nucleotide messenger RNA. It is a transcript of the gene SINHCAF, whose product is annotated as family with sequence similarity 60, member A. Lineage: Eukaryota; Metazoa; Chordata; Mammalia; Chiroptera; Vespertilionidae. The record is from RefSeq and is a predicted model, not a curated record. The transcript has 6 exons. Gene Ontology annotation, biological process: negative regulation of cell migration. The coding region runs from base 310 to 1032 and encodes 240 amino acids.
AUAUUUAGACAGAAGAAUUUUUGUCAGUAAAAACCUAAGGUCACAGAGCUGCAUAAAGGUUUACCAAUCAGAAGACAUCAAGCUAUUUUAUGUUCCCGGAUGUCUUAAGAAAAAGACUUUUCAAACUGAAGAAUGAAAUAUCUUGCAGGGGGGAACCGUUGGGCACGUUUUGUGGAGAUCCCCCUGACAAAAGGAAUCAUUGGAAAUGAACACACCGAUUCAUCGUAGUAGAUGAUGAAAAGGAAACCUCAGUGCUUCCUCCGUCUAGAAGGCUAGAGCCCGUGCAUUCCUUAGCAGCUUGUCAGCCUGAUGACUGGCUUCUUGGUCAGAUCCAGCCUCGGUGAAGACUAUUGCCUAGAAGAAAAGAUGUUUGGUUUUCACAAGCCAAAGAUGUACCGAAGUAUAGAAGGCUGCUGUAUUUGCAGAGCUAAGUCCUCCAGUUCUCGAUUCACGGACAGUAAACGCUAUGAGAAGGAUUUCCAGAGCUGUUUUGGGUUGCAUGAGACACGUUCAGGAGACAUCUGUAAUGCCUGUGUCCUGCUUGUGAAAAGAUGGAAGAAAUUGCCAGCAGGAUCCAAAAAAAACUGGAAUCACGUGGUAGAUGCAAGGGCAGGACCCAGCCUGAAGACUACACUGAAACCAAAGAAAGUGAAAACUCUAUCUGGAAACAGGAUAAAAAGCAACCAGAUCAGCAAACUACAGAAGGAAUUUAAACGUCAUAAUUCUGAUGCUCACAGUACCACCUCAAGUGCCUCCCCAGCUCAGUCUCCUUGUUACAGUAACCAGUCAGAUGAUGGCUCAGAUACAGAGGUGGCUUCAGGCUCCAGCAGAACGCCUAUUAAUAUAUUUCGUUCUCUCCAUUUUUCUUUUAGACAGAAAAUAUGUUGUGGGAUUAUCUAUAAAGGCCGCUUUGGGGAAGUCCUCAUUGACACGCACCUCUUCAAGCCUUGCUGCAGCAACAAGAAGGCUGCUGCGGAGAAGCCGGAGGAGCCCAGCCCAGAGCCUCUGCCCAUCUCCACCCAGGAGUGGUGACUGGGGUGUAUGUAGAAGGGGAACAGGAAAUGAUUGAAAUUUCAGAAAAAAAACACACCCAAAACACAGCAACAAAACGACCUUCCUGUUUUUCACUUGGAUACCUGCUAUUCUGCCAAAAGACAAUUUCUAGAAUAGUUCCGAAUGGGUUAUUUUUUCCUCCACUUCCACAAGUUCCACCAACUCUGAAGCCAGUGUCUACCUUACUAAACGGAAAAACAGACAUGUACAUAAUAUUUAAGAUGCUGAGUAUUUCAUAGGAAAGCUGAAUGCUGCUGUAAAGUGCUCUUUAAGUCUUUUUCUUUUAAAUCCCCUUCUCAUGAAUGAAACUAGGGGGACUUCAGGGGACAGAGAUGGGAUUUGUUGUAUGAUAAACGUACGUAGUUUUAGUCUUUCUAUAUUGAGAAGCAGUGGUUGGGGCAUUUUUAAAGAUGGCUGACUACACUUGUUUUCCUUCAUGAUAAUGAAUUUGUCAUAAACCAGUAACCUGGACUUGCCCCUCGAGGUAGUUGUUAAUAAUUUUAAAAUAUUAAGGUCUUGCCAAGGUUCUGAGGAUUCAAACCUGUACUACUGAAUAUUAAGCAGGACAGAAUAAGCUCUCUGGUACAAAUACAU